This is a messenger RNA of Myripristis murdjan (pinecone soldierfish), 4681 nucleotides long. It is a transcript of the gene fem1c, whose product is annotated as fem-1 homolog c. The coding region runs from base 823 to 2676 and encodes 617 amino acids. The record is from RefSeq and is a predicted model, not a curated record. Gene Ontology annotation, molecular function: protein binding. Lineage: Eukaryota; Metazoa; Chordata; Actinopteri; Holocentriformes; Holocentridae. The transcript has 6 exons.
UGAUCAUCCGGUGAGGCAGUGGGUGGACAACCUGGCCAAUUUACCUUCCCCUCCGCUGAGCUUAUUGUCGAGCUAGCUUACCGACUGGCUACAUGGGGGACACAAACUCGCCGUUUUGGGGAUAACAUGUUCUGUGAGUCUCGAUGAGAGAGAAAAGGAAAAGGCGCACUGAUAUCGGGCACAGUCUUUGCCGUUGUCACUUAGCUUGCUCGACUGACCAACGGAGGAAACGUCGUUUUACAGCCAAGCUAAACUAGCAAGCUAAGCUAACAGCACCGCGUAUCUAGCGGGGGUGGAUUGUUAUUUCUCGGCCCACGGGUGUACUCCUUUGAAAACGGAUACAUUGCCGGCACAGGGACAUAUUUAUAACAAUGUCAAUCUCAGGAGUCAUAUUUAAUGGAAGAGGACUUCUUGGUGGAAAUUAAAUAUUGACGGAAGAGCAACGCUGGCAUGACCAAAACACUCACUGAGUUGUAAAGUAGGCUAGCUGGCUGGCUAAUCAAGGAAGUUGACUAGCCACCCUGCUAGCGUCCCAGUCCCACCACAAAUCGAUUGCAGGGGACCAAGGGUCGUCUGAGCCACCUCUGUUGUUGGGUCUUAUUGAUACCGGUAAUGCUAAGCUUUACUAUCGAGCAGACGUCGGGAAGGCAAAACAUGGCUUGUUCUUGUAAUUAAACGCUAUCCGGGUUAGCUAGAGUGUCGUAGCUCGCUGUAAACAAAGGGUUCCGCUCUCCACCUGUUUAAAAAUAUCAUCGAGGUAACUUCAGCUGACAUUGUAAACUGUCUUUUUUUAACUUGACGGUGAAGGAGAUUCCGUCAGAAAUGGAUCUUAAGACGGCGGUGUUCAACGCAGCCAGGGACGGUAAGCUCCGACUGCUUCAGAAACUGCUGGAGAACAAAGAUGGACACGAGGUGACCAAGCUGAUGGGAGAGAAAACAAAUGGGGCAACCCCGCUCCUGAUGGCUGCCCGGUACGGACACCUGGACCUGGUGGAGUAUCUGCUGGAGUGCUGCAGCGCUCCCGUCGAGGUCGGGGGGUCAGUGAACUUUGACGGGGAGACCAUUGAGGGAGCACCCCCACUUUGGGCCGCCUCUGCUGCCGGGCACCUCAAGGUGGUUCAGUCCCUUCUGGGCCACGGAGCCUCUGUCAACAACACGACUCUCACCAACUCAACCCCCCUCAGAGCGGCUUGCUUUGACGGUCACCUGGACAUUGUGAAAUACCUGGUAGAGCACAACGCUGACCUGGAGGUGGCCAACAGACACGGACACACUUGUCUUAUGAUCUCUUGUUACAAAGGGCACAAGGAAAUAGCGCAGUAUCUGCUGGAGAAAGGUGCAGAUGUCAACAGGAAAAGUGUGAAAGGCAACACGGCGCUCCAUGACUGUGCGGAGUCGGGCAGUCUGGAGAUAAUGCAGAUGCUGCUGAUGUACGGCGCAUCCAUGGAGCGGGACGGCUACGGCAUGACACCCCUGCUCUCUGCCAGUGUCACAGGCCACACUAACAUCGUAGACUACAUGACAACAUCCCAGCAGACAAGCCACAGGGAACGCAUUGAUGCGCUGGAGCUUUUGGGAGCUACAUUUGUGGACAAAAAGCGAGAUUUGCUUGGAGCUUUGAAGUACUGGAAGAGGGCCAUGGAUCUCAGAUACAUGGACAGUAACAACAUUGUCCAUAAACCGGAACCGAAACAGCUGAUCAUGGCAUAUGACUACGCCAGAGAGGUAAACAAUGUAGAAGAGCUAGAUGGGCUUAUUUCUGACCCGGAUGAGAUGCGCAUGCAGGCUCUGCUCAUCCGUGAGAGAAUCCUUGGCCCUCAGCACCCAGACACAUCCUACUACAUUCGCUACCGUGGUGCUGUUUAUGCUGACUCUGGGAACUUUGAGCGCUGCAUCAACCUGUGGAAGUAUGCACUGGACAUGCAGCAGAGCAACUUGGACCCCCUCAGCCCCAUGACAGCCUCCAGCCUCUUGUCCUUUGCUGAGCUCUUCUCCUUCAUGCUUCAGGACAGGGCCAAGGGGCUGCUUGGCACCUCGGUGUCAUUUGAGGACUUGAUGGGGAUCCUGACCAGGAGUGUUUUGGAGAUUGAGCGGGCAGUCAAACAGAGCGGGCCGGUGCACCAUGACCCCGCCCAGCUCAGCAAGGCCCUUUCGAUCAUCCUGCACCUCAUCUGCCUCCUAGAGAAGGUGCCGUGUACUGCUGAGCAAGAUCACUUCAAGAAGGAAACUAUCUACAGGUUCCUCAAGCUCCAGCCAUGUGGUAAGAACGGCUACAGUCCCCUCCACCUGGCUGUUGACCGAAACACCACCUGUGUGGGACGCUACCCUGUCUGCAAGUUCCCCUCCCUCACUGUCGCCUCCAUCCUGCUGGAGUGUGGAGCAGAUGUUAACAGCCGCGAUGAAGAUGACAACAGCCCUCUUCACGUAGCAGCUUCCAACGGUCACCCCGACAUCAUGAACCUGCUGAUUUCGUGUGGGACCCACUUUGACAGCACCAAUGCCUUCCAGCAGACCGCCUGCGACCUGCUGGACGAAAAAGAGCUGGCCAGGAACGUCAUCCAGCCAUACCACACUACGCUGCAGUGCCUCGCCGCCAGGGCUAUUGUCAAGCACAGCCUUGAUUACCGGGGAAACAUUCCCGAGAAGCUGGAGGCCUUCGUCCUGCUCCACAGAUAGUGACUUGGUGUUGCAGGUCGGAAAGUUGGAAGGAGGAGGGGUAGGGGAACAAACAAUGCUUAGAUCAAAAGGGGUGUGAUGAGAUGAGUGGACUGCACAUGAGCUGUCUGGGUAUGGGCCUGACCCAAAGGGUAUUGUGGAGGAGGAGAGACACGAUGUUGUGGGUCAGGUUUGAUUAUUCGAUCAAAUGACAGUUUGGAGAGCUUGAACUGAUGAUUUGUCCACACAGAAAUGUUCUUACUCAGUUGGGGUGGUUCUGAAAAAAAAAAUACUAAUGGAUUACAUGGAGGAAUAAGUGACUAUUUUUCCUCCUCUAUUCCUCCUUUCGUGGAGCCACCGCUCAUGACUGGUGAUGUUCCCAGUCCAGUCUGUGAGCUUUGGAUGUAUUAGGAGAGGAUUGUAACAUGGACAUGCACAUUAGUAUCUCUGGAUGAACUGAGCAAGGGGUUUACUUAUUUUUGCUUUACACAAAAUUGAUUUUUUUGCAUCUUCCACAAUGCUAUUUAUUGAAUUUAACCUUGAGAGAUUUUUCUCCAUGCUGGCCCAACCCUGCCUCAACUUCGCCUGCUUCUCUCUCAAAGCAAAGAUUGAGGCAUUUCUACACAUGCUGGGACUUCAGGUUUUUUUUUUUUCCUUUUUUUUUUUUUUUUUUUUUUUUUUUUUUUUUUUGGUCUUGUUGUUUUGUCCCAUCACUGUUGCCAACAGUCAUGGACCCUUUCUCAAGUCAUUGUUAGGUAAUCUUUUUUGUACUUUUACAAUAUAUUUAGUUAUGUGACUGUCAUGCAAAUUUGGAUAUCUGCUGAGUGGUGUGGAUUCUAGUACAUAGACUCAUUUGUCGUUUCUAGUGUAGUUGUAUUACAAAGCUUUAUGAGAAGGGUUUAAUGUCUGCGAACACCGUAAGUGCUUUAUUCUUCCUAUGCACAGGCUAGGCUGUUGGAAAGAGAGACUGUUGUGUUCUGUGCCGGCACUUGUCUGUGCAAUAUCUUUCAUCCUUUUUUGUUUGUUUGGUUACCUCAUUGCUGCCGUUUUCUUGUGUAUCCCCCACACUUCACACAAAGAGGGGGGGGUGCAAAAUCAUUGUACUGAUUGUUGGAAUGAGUGGAUGUAAGUGAUUGUACGCACGUGUGUGUUUGCGUGCUUGAGAAGAAUGAGUGCUGCAGAGUGUGUUACUUUGUGUGCAUGUGUGCGUGCGUGCAUGUGAGUGUGUGUGUGUGUGUGUGUGUGUGUGUGUGUGUGUGUGGAGUGUUUGAGCAUACAAAACUUGGCUGACAAGAGUUUGGUCAAGUGGCACUCAUGCCGAUACCAUUAAGCAUGACUGUGGGGUUAACAUGGUUGCCACUAGAAACUGCAAUGGCCAAAACUGUCUCUCUACAACUAUUGGAGUGUACAAGCUUGUGCACACAAGUGACCUCUCAUGCUCAUACACAGCCGACCUUUAAAUGCCAUUGUUCUUUAAUAAUCUUGAUCAAAAGAAAAGUCUGGGUAGGUUUCUAACACGGCCAACUGUGCUUGUGCGGGAUUGAAUAGAUUUUUUUUUUUUUUUUUUAAACAGCAAGUUUCAUCAACAACUGUCAGAUGUGUAACAGCAUAUCAGCCAGCCGUGGCAGAAUACCUUUUACGAUAACUCUGACAAACCUAGACUAGAACCAGGAUAGUUCAACCCAUUUUGUACAACUAUCGUCCAAUUGUAUCAGAAUUGAGGAAAUGGACAUCGAGAGUGGGAGGACGCCUUGUCGUACAGAAUAGUCAAGCUUUGUGAAUUAUCUUUGCACAUUAGCUUUAGAUGUGUGGUUUUAAAAAAAGGGCUUUUCAUAAUUCUUAGGAUUUCAUAUUACAAUGUAUUUAACCUGACAGUUCAACACCAGACAUAGAAAAUGUAUGGGGACACCCAGGGCAACUUGCUUUGAAUCUGCACUUUACUACAACGGAGUUUAAGAUUUGAUAUGACAUCAAUCAAAUUCAUGUCUUAAGAACCAGUUUGACAAUAAACCCAUGUUGCACUUGU